This is a messenger RNA of Cylicostephanus goldi, 762 nucleotides long. Lineage: Eukaryota; Metazoa; Nematoda; Chromadorea; Rhabditida; Strongylidae. The record is from the annotation of a GenBank genome assembly.
AUGCUCACGCGACCGUUGUCAAAUGAAGCAGAAGCGUUUCCUUCGGCAACCUACCUGACAGCAUUCCUGGGUGGUUUGCUACCACGUACUUGUGGAUUCUUGACAUCGACGGGGCGUCAUGGUUUCCGAAUCGACCCGGAGCUGGAUGCAGAGAUCAAGCGGAUGUAUUCGAAUAAACAUAGAGCAAGUAGUGCAACCCUUCGUAACUCUCUAGCUGAACCUAUUUUAAUGGAUAAUCCAUUCUUGGAGCUACCUUUGCUUCUUUCACCAAUCUCGCCCAUCGAUAAUCCAGGAAUUUCCGCACUGACAAUGAGUCAAAUCAGUCCUAUGCGUGAGAUUUCCACAAAGGAGCAUGGCUCAAAAAUAGAAAAGGAAGAAGCCAGUCAAAAAUUGGAAGAGUAUAUUCCCAAAAGCAUGAAUGAACUUGAAGAAGUUGAUAACUCUACGAUCUCUGACAUAGAAGAUAGUUCCAAUUCUACGGUUUUUGGAACGCGAGAUAAUGGAGAGCUCAAAAUGACCCCAAAUUCACGUGCAGUAACCAAUGAACCUGAUGAGGAAUAUCUUGCUGUUGCCAGAAUUCUUACUGGAAACUAUACAACUCCUCCACAAAAGGAACUGAUCCCUCAACAUUUGAAGAAGGAGAAGAAGGUUUUGUCUAUUCUGUUGAUAAACCCAAGAAGUUGCCAUCUCACCAAGUGGAAGCUGGCAAAUCCUACAAAAUUUACACCGUGGCCAGCGAGGAUGUUGAAGGUAGGUUGUUAA